Anolis carolinensis (green anole) is the source of this 3504-nucleotide messenger RNA. Its product is annotated as vomeronasal type-2 receptor 26. The coding region runs from base 501 to 1400 and encodes 299 amino acids. Gene Ontology annotation, molecular function: G protein-coupled receptor activity. The transcript has a single exon. Lineage: Eukaryota; Metazoa; Chordata; Lepidosauria; Squamata; Anolidae. Gene Ontology annotation, cellular component: plasma membrane. Gene Ontology annotation, biological process: G protein-coupled receptor signaling pathway. The record is from RefSeq and is a predicted model, not a curated record.
GCAGUUACAGGGCUUUUGGAUGGGAAAACAAAUACAGUAGCAGCAAGUGUAGACAAGAUGGAAGCAGCAAUAACCUCAGCCUUGUAAUGCAGAUGAAAGAAGACCUAUAAAUGCAAAUUGCUUAUGUAUUCUAGCAGUUGGUGGCCAGGGAAUGGAGAUUCACUAACUACUUUCCAUUCACUUCAAUACACACAGUUUGAACUUCUGAAAAGGCAAUUUUCCCACAUCCAGGGAUAAUGAAGCCUCCUUCCUACACGUAUUUGUUUGAUGUAGGUUGUUUAAGAGAGUGGGACAAGUAAUAAAGUCAUACUCUGGAUAAGUAUGUGACUGGCAGUCACUAGAGAUCCAUAUCCUGGAUCAUGCUUGCCCUACUAUGCCCCCAACUUUCCUCCCAGAUCUUAUUUAAAAUGAUGGAAAUCUGAGCCUUGCUUUAUGGGAAUACUCAUCAUAUGACAACCAAGGAUGUAAAUUUCACCUAAAUUUAUAUUUGUAUUCCAGACAUGGACAGCUGCUCUCAAUGUCAAAAAGGUUACUAUCCAAACAAGGACCAAGACCUUUGCAUUCCAAAAGUUGUAAUCUUCUUGUCUUAUGCUGAACCGUUGGGAAUUGGUUUGGCGACUUCUGCAGUUGCCCUUUCGUUCAUUACCACUUUGGUGUUAGCAAUCUUUGUGAAGUAUAACAAUACACCCAUUGUGAAAGUGAACAAUCGUAUGCUCUCCUACACCCUUCUCAUCUCCCUCCUGCUCUCCUUCCUCUGCACUUUGCUAUUCAUUGGCCGACCUCAGAAGAUGACCUGUCUCCUCCGACAAACAGUUUUCGGAAUGGUCUUCUCAGUGGUUAUUUCUUGCUUGUUGGCCAAAGCCAUCACAGUUGUUGUAGCUUUUAUGGCCAAUAAGCCUGGAUCUAAAUUGAAAAAAUGGAUAGGGAAAAGGCUGGCCAUAUCCAUUAUUCUUUUGUGCUCCUUGACUCAAGUCAUGAUUUGUUCACUAAAUUUGGCAACCUCACCACCAUUCCCAGAUUCUGACACAGAUUCAUUCCUUCAGAAUAAUGUAUUGGAAUGCAAUGAAGGAUCUGGAACGAUACUUUAUUGUGUCCUGGGCUUUAUGGGAUUCCUGGCUAUUAUCAGCUUUAUUGUAGCUUUCCUAGCACGGAAGUUACCUGACAGUUUCAAUGAAGCCAAGUUUAUCACCUUCAGCAUGUUGCUGUUUUGCAGUGUCUGGUUAACGUUUGUUCCAACCUACCUUUCCAGCAGAGGCAAAUAUAUGGUGGCUGUGGAGAUCUUCUCCAUCUUGGCUUCCAGUGCUGGGUUACUAGCUUUUAUCUUUUUCCCUAAAUGCUAUAUUAUCCUCUUUAGGCCUGAGCAGAACAAAAAGGAGCAGUUAAUGAGAAGAAAAUGUUAGAGAAUGCUUCUUCCAUUUUUGACAGAAUGUUUCUGAUUUUGCUAAGGCAGGAUAAGGAGGUUGCUCACAAUAGAUGUUUAGACACUACUAAAGUUUGAAAACUUGAGCUUUAUGUAACACCACAGGCCUCGUCUACACUUCCAUAUAAUGCAGUUCAAUGCUGUUAAACUCCAUUUUGAAACUGCAUUAUAUGACCAUGCAGAUGGGGCCACAGAUUAAUUACUUUUAUAAAGCACCACAACACACUGGAUAAUUUUGCACAAAGGAGAGAAAUUGAAUGCUUGGGAGCUGUUAACAAGCUUCUGUGGUUUUCGUGCGCCAUUCAUGAAAACACUACAUUCAUAUAAUGAGAUCUAUUUUGAACAAGAAAAAGAAGAAAGGGGAUAAAAUGACAGGAUAGCCUAUAGCUAAGGGUUCACUUGGCAAAACUGAGAAAAGUAUGGCCUUGAUCCACAAGUGACUUUCCAAUGCUGUUUUCAUGGCUUGCAACUACUUGGGACUCGCCGAAAGUGGUUGAAAUCCCAAAUGAAAAAAUGUUAGGGAAAUGACUGAUAAUUUCCAUUGUUCUUUUGUACUCUCUUAUUCAAGCAACCAUUGUACGCUAUAUUUGGCAGUCCAACCAUUGUUCUUAGUGCCCAAUAAAAAGAAAUAAUGGUUGAAAUAAUGUUUUUCCUAUUGUCCUGUAUUUCAUGACUGAUUUCUGAGUGUAUAUAGUGGGUGAUUUCUAAGUUACUCUUUCAGAGGAGCAGAGGGAAGGAUUCCUACUCCAGUAGAGCUUUGAUUAUAAUAGGAAUAAAAUAGAAUGAAUUUAAUGGAAAUUAUAUUUUACAAAAGGUUCCAAAUGUCACCAGUCUUCCUCCUAUUGUGCUAAAUAGAUGCUCUAUCACUGGUAUAUGACACCAAAGAAAUUAGGACAAAUGUAUAAGAACUUGGACAAUAAAUGUUGGAAAUGUAGAGCAAAAGUGGACUUGUGAGAAAACAUUGGAUUAUUGGAAAGUCAUACAUAAAGAAUGCCAACUAAUUUUAAAAAGAGACUUCACAAGGAAACCUGAAUAUUACUUGCUGGGAAUAAUUGACUCAGAACAUUUUACUGACCUUAACAAAGAAAAAUUAUUUACCUAUUUUAUUACCUCUGCAAAAAUGGUCUUUCCAAAAAGUUGGAAAUUAGAUAUUAUACCCAAUAAGGAAGAUUGGCUUAACAAUGUAAUUGAACUAAAAGACAUGGAUAGAGUAACAUUUUUAUUAAAGGAAAAUCCCGGUAGAAGAGGACUUUUGAGGACUAUCUUAAGAAGGAAAGAACUUUUUUUUAAAGAUUCAGUGUAAAACUAAGAAGAAGAAGAACUGAAGGAAGAAGAAUGGAAGUCAUUAACAAUUCCCCUCCCCUAUUCCUCCCUUUCCCCUCCUCUUUUUUCUAUAUAUAGAUAUAGGUUUCUGAUUGGUUUGGGGCUUUUCUUCUUUUUUUUCUUUUUUCCCCCCUUUUUUCUUACUUUCCCUCUAUUGUUCUCUCUUUAGUGUUUUAAUGUUAAACUAAAAUAUUUUCAAUAAAAAAUAUUCAAAAAAAUAAAUAACAUAAAUGACCCAUUUGCAUUUUCUAUAUUAAAGCUUUCCUACACUAGCUAAAAACGCAGAUCUCCUCUCAAAUGUAUGGCUAUUUUUGGUGAAUAGCCUGGUUUUUUUGUUAGGUUUGGUUUGACCUGUUCGUGCCCCAGUUCAAAAGUUCUGGAGUAUCCUGAGGUUUUGGAGCAGUCUGGUCAGCUAAUUUUAGAUGGAAUCUACAUCUAGGAAUCUCCAGCUAUCUGAAAAAAUACAUUACAUUUAUCAGUAACCAGUGGAGCUGUUUUAAUAGGGGGGUUGUCCGCUCCCUAUAAUUCACUCCAGUUAAUAACCUGGCUGCAGAAUGUUGUACUAAUUGGAGUUUCUGGGCCAUCUUCAAAGGCAGCCCCACAUAGAGCACACUGCAGCAAUCCAAUCUGGAGGUAACUAAGACCACCAUGGACAAGUCAGACUUCUCGAGGUAUGGACUUUGUGGAUCAGUGUAUACAUUCAUCGUCAUUGGUGUUCAAAAAGGUGGCACAAGCAUUGGCACACAGUAGGUAUCACCUCA